Pomacea canaliculata is the source of this 8847-nucleotide messenger RNA. Its product is annotated as arginine-glutamic acid dipeptide repeats protein-like. The record is from RefSeq and is a predicted model, not a curated record. NCBI's taxonomy places the organism in Eukaryota, Metazoa, Mollusca, Gastropoda, Architaenioglossa, Ampullariidae. Gene Ontology annotation, molecular function: chromatin binding; zinc ion binding; transcription corepressor activity. Gene Ontology annotation, cellular component: nucleus. Gene Ontology annotation, biological process: regulation of DNA-templated transcription.
UCUGGAUGAUGAUUGGCUGGAGCGAGUUUUCAUUCAAUGAGCACUCGCACAUGGCUUGCAUUGACACAAAAGAUGAGUCUGCUGGCGAACGGAAGGAGCGCCUAACUGCAGGUCGCCCACUCAGGGACAGCGGAAGAAAGCAGCAGCAGCAGCAGCAUCCGGAGGAAGCCAUGAUGGAGACGAACCCAGAGAGCGCCACGUGUGACGACACCCACAUGGAAACCGACGGGGGCGACCAGCCCAGCAAAGGCAGCUCCACGACCUGGGAGUACCCGCUGACUGACGACAACGAUAACAGGAGCGACCACAACAACGAAGACAACAACAACCUUCAGCAACAACAGGCCGAGGCUCCAGCGGAGCCAACACGGAGCGCAGGAGGUGGCAGACCCAAGCGGGAGGGGGAUUCGUUGCGGCUGAACAUCGUCAUCAACAGCAACGACCAGAGCUUGGCCGAGAAGUUUAUCGACGACAGGAACAAGCGGCUGGGGGGCCAGGAGAGGGAGGAUGCACGCAAGCAAUCGCUGGUGGCCACGGCGGCGGCAACGACGACAGCGAAGAAGAAAAAAAGGAAGAGAAAAGUGGGCAAAACCAAGGUGGUCGAGCCUCCACCCGUGGACAACGGCGAGGUGCUGGUGCCUGUGCACAGCGUCUGGCACCGGAAUCGCCGCGUGGGAGCUGGUCACGUGAUCAAGAAAGGCGACCAGGUGCUUCGGUACGUCGACCGCAAAGGCAUCGUCUACAGCCCUAAAGAUUCUAUCUACCUGGAGAACAAGCAGGCAGACCAGCCUUUCUACAUCUGCAGCAUUCAGCAAUUUAAAUUGACCAAGAGAGACACGCUGUUGAUGAACGUUAAAUGGUACUUCCGGUUGUCUGAGAUCCCGGGUAGCGUGUCGCACCACUUGCUUCUGGAUCGCCAUAUCGAGCACGGCUCUGGUGAAUCAGUUAUUAAAGAUCCUGCCAUCAAGUCCCGUGAACUGUUUACCUCAGAUGCCUCUGACACUGUUCCUAUUACAGCUUUGAGAGGUAAGUGCCAAGUUGUGCACUACCAGGAUAUUAGGUCUGCCAGGGCCUUCAAGCCUGCACCGGACGUCUUCUUUUACGUCCUAGGCUACAACCCGCAGACCAAAAGGCUGGCGACAACUCAGGGAGAGAUUCGGGUGGGCUCGAGCCACCAGGCUCGGCUUCCAGAAUGCAAACCAAAUGUACAGCCGGCAGAAAUGCCAGAGAGGUGCGACAACCACGAAGAGAUCAGGUGGCGCCCUUUACAUGUGAUGGAUGGCGAUCUGAUAAUGUACCUGCGUGCAGCUCGGAGCAUAGCUGCAUUUGCAGGCAUGUGUGAUGGUGGGUCUGCAGAUGACGGGUGUCAGGCUGCAUCUAUGGACGAGACCACAAUGAAUGCCAUGGACAUUCUCCAUCGUAACAGCUAUGACACAGGCAAGGCACUACAAGCCCUUGUAAAGAGCCCAGCCAUGAAAACCAUUGAAAAGAAAUGGACUGAUGAAGAUUCUAAACGCUUUGUGAAAGGUCUCCGGCAAUACGGCAAGAACUUUUUCAAGAUCAGAAAGGAGUUGCUACCUCACAGAGAAACGGGCGAGCUGAUUGAAUACUAUUACUUCUGGAAGAAGACCCCUUCGGCCGUUUCCAACCGCCCACACCGACGACAUCGACGGCAGGGAGGCCUGAAACGCCAGAAUACUCGCUCAUCAUCUCAGCCCUCCGAAUACCUGGACCAGAGUUCUGCCACCGAGUGUUCUGACGAUUCGGAAGACAGUGAUGGAGGGCGAGACCUGAGCACCUACCUGUGUCGACACUGCUUGACCACAAUCUCCAAGGACUGGCAUCAUGCUGGCAAAGACAGAACACUGCUGUGCACAAAAUGCCGGCUCUUCUUCAAAAAGUAUGGCGAGGAGCGUCCGCUAGAAGGAGAGAAGGAGCCGUCACCUUUCCUCUUCAAACCUGUCAAGGAGGAGGAGGAGGAGUCCGUUAACGGGAAGCACAAUAUGCGCACACGACGCAGCACUACUUCUGGUGAAAACAAAGGCAAGAAGAGUGAACGUCAGAGUACAAGCAGUCCAGACAUUGAGGGCCUGACAGGGAAAUUAGGCCGUAAAUCUCCUAGUGGUGCUAGCACAGGCAGCUCCAGCAGUAACGACAAGGACACCAGCAAAGACAGGCUUGGAGGGCAGGCAAAGACAGACGCCAAAGGUCGUAAACGUCUACAAGCUUCAGAUACAGAGGGGAAACCCAAAAGAAGAAAAGAUCAGGACCGGUCUGACUCCGAGUCUAUGCUUGAUAGUAGUGAGGCAUCUGGAAAUGAAGAUCUGGGCAACGAGGCAGACUCUGAUGACAACAAUCAGGAUGACCUGAGUGCCAGUUCUCAGCCCUCUACUCCCAGCUCCCUUGACACGGAGUUCAAACCUGCAAAAGACUAUAUUAAGCCUGAACCUCUUGCACAAUCUCCUUUAGUGGCUCUCUCUCACACUGUCUCAGCCAGCACAACUGCUGGUGCUUCAACUCUUUCAACUUCCAACACCAUCAGCACAACUGCAGUGUGCACGUCGACAGCCAUUGUGAACCCUGUGGCAUCUGCACAGGACUCAAACUCUGGACUGAUUCUUGGAGGUGUGGGGACUAGCAGUCAUCAUACUCCAUCAUUGGGCAACUCCUUUUCUCCUGUGACACAGGCAGUGGGAUUGAUUACAGAGAAUAAACAGUCCCUGGGUGUCGGUGUUUCACACCUCACGGCAGGAAAUUUGUCACUUCCAUCUCGGCAGUCUUCUGAACUGCCUUCUGCAAUCGCAACAACAGCCAGCAUCGAUUCCGUGACGAUCUCUUCAUUAGCCUCUCAGGCACCAGUCACCGUGUCAACGCAGUCUGCUGUAUUGAUGCCUUCAUCGUCUUCAUCUUCAUUUGCCAGCUCCUCCUCAUCCUCUUCUUCGUCAUCACCCUUGGUAGUACCUGGAACUACCAUGACUUCUAUGUCGUCCACAGGUGUGACACUGAUGUCAUCUGGCUCAGGCACCAGUGGGGAGGGAGAAAAAAAGUAUCUCCCUCCUCAAGCAGCCUUUAUCUACACUGGGAGGGCAUUUGUUCACCCCAUAUCACCACCACCCAUACUACCCAUAUGCCCCACACCUGGGGCCUCGGCUUGGUGGGCCUCCACCCCCUGUCCUAGCCUCGUACCAAUCAAAAAGGAGCCUGGCUCACCUUUGCGACCAGACGAGCGCAUGAAAGAAGCUGCCGAAGAAUCUCACCCAGUCAUUCGCCCUCAUCCACAGUCGAUAUCUUCCUCAUCAACUUCAUCAACUUUGCCAUCUCUUGUGCCAGAUCAGAAACUGCCCCCCUCUCACAUCCCUGUGCCUCCUCCACUCACCAGCAUAGACUCAGCUGCUGCCAGUGGUCUGGACCAUGGUGGUCUGGUGGGGCCUGACUCUUUGAGGGACAAUUCCAGGGAAGCCAUUUUGAGAGAAGCUCGAGAGACGCCCCUUCUGGGCAGCAGCAGUGGUGUGGGAGGUGCGAGUGGCGUCGGUGGGUCGGAUCCACCGCAACGCACCUUGCUGCCACCCCCACUCACUUCUCUCACGCCAUCUGCUCCAGCCACAUCAUCCUCAUCUUAUGCAUCAGGACUGAGUGGCAGCAUCUCGCACCACUUGUCAGGAAAUACACCUGCACUGCAUGGUGAGAAGAGCUCGCACUUAGAGCAACAUGGAGGCAUGGACAAUGUUCGGCAAGAGGGAGGAAUGCCACUCUCACUGCGACACACCAAGCAGGAGAAUGACACCAUUGUGGAAGAGGUGGAAGACUCGGACUCCGAUCGGGAGGGUACCACUACGCCAGGUCCCAACCCUACUCCAUGUAACAAAGAAGUGCUCAAAAGUCAUUCAGCAGUAUUUAUUAAAGUGCUGGAUAGGGGUGACCGCAACUGCUGCUCACGCUGUGACUUGAUCUUCAAGCCACUACCUUCAUCAGCUUUGGCUAAAAAACGUGAAGAGCGAGCCAAGAAACAAGCUCCAUCAGCUCAGCCAGUCUCCUCUCAGUCGUCACAUCAGGCUCAGAGGGAUGAGCGGCCUAGAGAUCAGAAACGGCCAAACACGCCGCCCAAAUCGGCAUCUGCUGACCUACAGGGUCCUAGCACAAGUUCCUCUCAGCAACAGCACGGUCCAUUUGCUGAGCGACAUACCCCAAGGCCCUACCCAGAUACCCCUGCUCUGCGGCAGCUUCAUGAGUAUGCUCGACCACAUGUUCUUAGUGGUCAAGACCCUCAGAGGUCAAUAGCUUAUGGACUGGCAGGUCUUUCAGGCCAUCCCCAUAUGGAUCCUCUUGCCAGCUACCAUCGUCUAGCUAUGUAUCCUCCUGGAUCCAGGGAAAGGUUGGAGUUGGAAUUGGAGCGAGACAAACGUGAACGUGACCAACGAGAGCGAGAACUGCGUGAACGAGAGCUGCGCGAAAUGGAGAUGCGAGAGAAGCUCAAGGCUGAAAUGGAUCUGAAGCCGCCAGGUAUUGAACGUCUCCUGCCACUUAGCGCCACACCUCUUGACCCACACUGGCUAGAGCUGCAGCGACGAUUUGGGUACCCACCUGUGGGAGCACUAGCCCUGCCUCCUGGUGCUCAUGGAUCUGGGGUAGGUCCCCACAUACCAGGUGUAUACCCGCCAGUGUCCCUGACCAGUGACCUUGUGGCCAGAGAGAGGGAGAAGCUGGAGAGGUUGGGCCUGCCUACCUCACAUCCCCACCUACCACCAGAGAUAUCCUACGCCAGCGCUGUGGAGAGGCUGUCUGCCGAGCGUCAGCAUGCAGAGAAGCUGGGCCUGGUUCCACCUAGCAUGCAAAAUGAAGCCCUGGCUCGCCUGCAGAUGGCCAGUUUUGCCAACAACGCAGCAGCAGCGGCGGCAGCCAUGCAUGCCCACACUCACACCCACGCCCACUCCCACACACAUCUGCACCUGCAUCAGCAGCAAGAAUCAUCCAGCCUGGCCGCUGCAGCAGCCCUAAAUAGUAUCGGUGGUGGUGGCAGUGGCUUGCCUGCCAUUCAUCCACUUGCACACCUGUACCCCCCACCAGUUGGUCCCCCAGCUCUUCUUGUUCCAGAAGGCCAGCAAUCAGAGCAGCUGUCAAGUCGUAUGAUUUACCAAUAUUACUCACAACAACUCACCAAUGACCAGCUCAUCUACAUGCAGAGAGUCACUAAUGAGUUUUACUUGCGAACAAAGCAGGAACGAAGUCUGAUAGAUCCAGCUCAGUUGGUGCAGACCCAAUGUCUGGGUCUCCCCAGUGCUAGUGGUGCACCCUCCACCUUGGCCUCCCUUCACCCAGGUGCUCAGACUCUUCUACCUGGGGCCAGCCAGCGGGAGCAGGAUCUUAUACAGCGUGAACUUUACAGCAGAGCGUGCAUGGACCCGUCUUUUGCACAUCAGCUGUCCGCUGCCCAGCAUGAAGCAUUUCAGCGCCAGCUUGCCUUGGAAAGAGAGCGCUAUGGAGCAACAGGGCACUUGCCGCACUAGCAUCGUCAACCCCUCCAUGCUUGCAAGGGGCAGUCCAUUGGAAUCUGCUUAGAGGAAAGUUUUUCCAUUUCCCUGGUGCAGGUAGCAGCAUCAGUGUGGCCCAGCUACCAGAAAGGGAUGAUGUUGAAGGAGAGUUUCCCUUGUUGGUUGUGACUGUAGGAAAAAUAUGGCUUUCAAACCAAGACUUGCUGUCACCUGUUGGUUUCCCUAUGAUGUGGAACCAAGGACCAGAUUAAUGUGAACAUUAAGGUGACUAUCCUGUUGCCAACACUGCAACAGUGUUCUCCUCUCCCCACUUCCAAAUUGUCAAGUGUUUUGUAGUCUGUAUCCAAGUGAAAUGUUCUGAAGGUAAACACAUUGUACUAUUAUUGGAAUUGAAGGGCGAUAGUUGAUUAUUUAUGAGUUGGUAUGAGUGUUUCUGAUGUGAUGCAUGCAUGUGCAAAAGCAUUCACCACCAUCAGUAGCUUGCACAGAGUCACACUCUUUACCUGUUCUCCUCUGACCUGAAAACUUUGCUGUUGGCUUGUACAGUCUCUCAACAAAACACUCUAAACUCUGAAAGCCUUGAGCAUCUUCACAUCUGUAAGUUCUUCUCUUUCACUUCUUCCUGAUGAAGUCCCCACCCCCUUUUCAUUUACUGUUGGUAACAAUGUUUGAGCAAUAAAUUAUCAGCAAUAUGGUUUGAUAGUCACCCUAAGCACCAACAGAUUCUAGCUCAUCUAGAGGGAUAUUGUUUAUGACAUGCCAGUUGUGAGAUGCACGGUUGCUUGAUUUGCAGAUAUGUGCAGAGUUCAAGUAACUAAGAACACUCUGGUCCUUUUAUGAUUGACAUAGCUCUCGAAAUCAGGUUUUCAUGUAAAUAUCGGUGAAGUGCAUAAGUGAGUUCAGAGUAUUCUCUUCAUGUGGCAGUUUUAGUCGAGGCUUACAAUAUGAUAAUGUCAUUGUCUCCUCGGCUUAGGCUUGUCACAUUCAAGGUGCAUAAAACCUGCUGCCUUGGAUCCCCACUCCCUUUUUUUUUAAUGUUGCCAUGCAACAUGUGAUGCAUCAUUGACAAGGUCCUUCAGAAGCUUGGGCAACACUCCGUAAUCAGCCAAGCAGAAGUUACCUGUAAAGUAUCAAGUAAUAUGUAGACUUCAGGGCCACCAUACCACAUGGGAAUACGGUACUGCAGUAUCUAGUGCCAAACCUGAACAGCUAGGUGCCAAACUACUGUCUUUUGUUUGUUUGUUUAAUCAUCUUAGCUAGAAUAUGUGAAGUCAUCACAAACUAUUAUGAGCAUUAUCAAAGGUGGUAAAAACACUGGACACUAAUUACUGGCAAAUAGUAGUUGAUUGCAAAAUGCAAUCAGAGGCUGGAGAACUUGGAAUGGUAAGAAAAUGUGUGCUCUGGGCUGUGUGGUGUGUUCAUUUAGAGCAUGUGGCAACAGUCAUGGAUUUCCCAUCUGAUGACUGACCAUCUGUUAAGUUCUCCCCACCCCCUACAGAUGUUCUUAACAGCUGUACAUCGUGUGGCACCACUUGCUUGUAAGGUAGACAUGGAUUUUCUGCUACACAGGAAGCCAGGUACCCCAUAUUCCCAACAUAAGGGAGGAGAGAUGGGGAGGGGUCAAUCAUUUCCAUCUCCUUCCCCAUUUCAGCCUUUGUUCCUUGUGAGUUUGAUGUGCUUUAGUCACAUUGCAUAAAAUCAUCUUAAAAGAACCUAACUUACACUCUUAUUUUAAUUUUCACUGAUGCAAGUUUUUCUACACCGUCAAGGGCAUAAUGAAUAUUCUUUACUGUAACAGUUGGUGGUUGUUUGUCCCAAGGCACUCUUUAGUAUCUGCAUUGUUAUGCAGUUUGUUAAGGGUACAUACGUGUGAGUGGUGUGGUGAAUGAAUGUUUGUAUAUAUACCUACUUUCACACUUAAAUAAAAACAUGCAAUGAGCAACUUUGCGGCAAUAUGUAGAUUUGUGCAAGAUUUUUUUUUUUUCCGGUUUGUGUUCUGUACAGUUAUUCUAAAUCAUACAAGGGUCCGGCUUUCAGUCAGUAUUUUGUCAUUUUGGGUGGCUGACCUUUCUCAGGCAAUAGGUCAGCCGAGGGUGUUUAAGUUAUUACAUUAUUACAAAAACAUAAGAAACAGACACAUAACUACUCAAUUCUAUAAAAGAAAAAUCAGGGCAGUAUUGCUGGUGCAACAUCAUUAUUGAAGCACCUGAAUUAAUGACCAAUUAUCAAGGUCUACUGUCCCUGAAAAGCCUGAUUUCUGUUUCUUUUUGCCGCAGAAUUUGGUGGCUGUGGAGGUGGUAUUUUUAAAGUCAUAAAGAUGCCUCAUAUAGUCACAUGUUCUCCCUUCCCAAGAAUUUUGUAUACAGACUUAUUGACAAGAUUUUUUUUUUUCAUUCAAAAUGUAUCUGUAUAUUUUGAUGUAAAAUUCAUCAUUAAUGUAAUCAUUCAGUCUUGUGUAUGUGACAUUUAGAAUGGUAGGAGAUUUUUUUAUUAUUAUUAUUUCUUUGGUUAUACACAUCAUCCCCAAGUUGACACUUGCUGUGCAAGGCUGGAAGCCAUAAAUGGUUUAUACUGUCAGCUGUAAAUUUAGAAUUUAAAGUUUUGUGUACAACCAUUUUUUAAUGCAACAUACAAACGGUUCUUGUUCUUUGGACAGCAGACUUUGAUAUGAUAGGUGGGGUGAAAUGUUCAUAAAAGGAAGGGAAAUUACUUGUCUUUUGAGUCCAAAUGAACAUUUUGUGCCCACCCAACCCCCAAGUAAAACAGUGCGUUCUCGCCUAACGAUGGCUCUGUUGAUAAAGUUUCUCAAUUCCAAUGUAACUUGGAUUAUGAAACAAAAGUACGGUGCAGUUCUGCAAAUUGCAGCACCAGAUGCUUAAUGUUGUAGCCUUAGAACCACAUCAUAUAUUAGUCAAAGUUGGAGAAGUCUUCAUUAUCAAAUUCUGCAAUAUUAUUUCUGACGAAAGAGUCAAAAAAAUUAAGUUCGGUCAAGGUUGUUGUGGUGGACCUAGGUCUGAGUCUCUCAAAUCACAACCUUAAGUCUGCACAUUACUUCUCUUCAGGCAGCUUCAAGUGCAUGUCAUACCAUGCACUGUAAAACUCGACUGAUAAUUAUUAACCAGUCUGUGGCCAACAACGGAUUUCAGGCUUUUAGCAUUUAGGCGUUUCCAACUUUGACUUCUGUAUGUGCAGUAUUCAUAAAUAGGAUUGAUAUUUCUUGGAAGGACUUUAUUUUUAAAAUUCGUUUUCAGUUUUUGUUACCUCCCCUUCCCUUUUCCUCCGAAGGGAAAGGGGAAUGUGCACGUGUGUGCAUGCCAAGGAUAAGAAUGUACCGUCUAAUAAAAGAUUUUUAUGCUUG